Molecule: messenger RNA, 291 nt
Organism: Rotaria sordida
Lineage: Eukaryota; Metazoa; Rotifera; Eurotatoria; Philodinida; Philodinidae
Source: the annotation of a GenBank genome assembly
AUGAAUACAACUAUCAUUUUGACUGGUAUUCUUGCCUACUUUUUACUUAUGUUAACUAUGACAUAUUCAUUUGCAUUAUCAAGCAAAACAACUGAUGAUGAAAAUCAUGAACUUAUUGAAGGACCAUUGAUAUUAUCACCAUAUAAAUUCAAUUCAAUCUAUGAAAAUGAUGGCUCAAUAUUUGAUGAUUCUGAUGAGCAUGAGCUUGGAAAACGUCGUUUCAAUGCUUGGGCUGGUAAACGUAGUCUGGCGUCAAAAGGUCGUUUUAAUGCAUGGGCUGGUCGACGUUAA